Molecule: messenger RNA, 1819 nt
Organism: Solea senegalensis (Senegalese sole)
Lineage: Eukaryota; Metazoa; Chordata; Actinopteri; Pleuronectiformes; Soleidae
Product: claudin-10-like
Exons: 5
Coding region: 641-1357 (238 amino acids)
Biological process (GO): cell adhesion; bicellular tight junction assembly
Cellular component (GO): bicellular tight junction; plasma membrane
Molecular function (GO): structural molecule activity
Source: RefSeq, a predicted model, not a curated record
UUAGUUUAUUUAUUUUCAGCUGUAUUUAUUUAAUGUAUUGUUUAUGAUGCUAUUACUGGUUUUGCCAGACCAUUUUAUUGGUCAUGCCUGGCUGGAGUUGCUAUAUAAUAUACAAUAGUAAGUAACAAUCAUUACAGUAAACAACCCAGAAAUUUACCAGGCUCAUCGAGAAUAUUUACCAAAUCAAACUGGACGCCAUAAAUUGGUUUAGAUUAUCAGUGCCAUCUGUUGGUGACAGCGGUACAAUGGCAUACUACAGUAAAGAGCUUUCAUUCACAUCAUAAAAUCAACUUUUUGUGUUUUUCAUUUUCAUCCUGGUUUAACAAACAAGUAUUUAAUCCAUAAAUUGAACAUUUUCUUAUGGCAUUGCUUCUGUCACAUAUCAAAUUACUGCUUUAAUUGGCAUAAUGCCCACCUCUGAACACACACGUGCACCAUUGGCCUCUCGUUGAUGAUUAGGGCCAAACUCCUCCCUGCAGAAUAGAACAGUCCACAACACAUUAACUAUAAAUCCCAGCCUUUCCAUUGAACUUGCUUGUGCUCAACAGAGCCACAUUUUCAACAAACAUUGCUAGCUAGGUUUUCCACUGAUCGAUUUUAGGUCCAACUUAAGCGCAGGCCCCAGUUGUGUGAGAGCAGCAUGUUUCAGGAGAUCGUGGCCUUCAUAUUGUCAACUUCAGGGUGGGUGCUGGUGUCUUCCACCUUGCCGACGGACUAUUGGAAGGUUUCGUCUCUUGAUGGAACAGUCAUCACCACUGCUACCUACUGGUCUAAUCUGUGGAAGACCUGUGUCACUGAUUCAACUGGAGUCUCCAACUGCAAAGACUUUCCCUCAUUGCUAGCACUGGAUGGUUACAUCCAGGCCUGCAGGGGACUGAUGAUUGCUGCAGUCUGUCUGGGCUUUUUUGGAUCUAUAUUUUCCCUGGUUGGAAUGAAAUGCACAAAAAUUGGGGGAACUGACAAGUCCAAAGCCAGGAUCGCCUGUUUUGCUGGGGUAAAUUUUAUUCUUAGUGGCCUCUGCUCUCUGUCAGCGUGCUCCCUUUAUGCACACCGGAUAACGUCAGAAUUUUUUGACCCAAUGUAUAUUGCACAGAAAUAUGAACUCGGAGCUGCUCUCUUUAUUGGAUGGGCAGGUUCUAUCCUCUGUAUUCUUGGAGGCAGCAUAUUCUGUUUCUCUAUCACAGAUUCCUUCACCAAAAGCCGUAGUCAAGUGAAAUAUAUCUACAAAGGUGCAGCCUCACAUUCACAUAUCUCCUCAUACCCAAGAGGGCACGCAAACUCUAUAAACCAGAGGCCGCCUCCAGACUACAGCGGCUCCUCCAGGACCCAGCACUUUGAUAAGAAUGCAUAUGUUUGAGGAAUGUGAAUAUAAAACAGUUGAUGUCACUGGUAAAUCUUAAAAAUGUAUAGUGGUAGUUAUUGCUUAGCAACAACUACAUUUGCUGACAUUCAACAGUGCAGGGAUACGUUGUUGUUGUUGUUGUUUUUAAAGAAUUAACAUUUCUUUCAAGUUUUUGAAUGUAUUCUGAACGUCUGUCUUUAACAGUUCUCCCUGUUAAAUUGAAUACCUUAUUAUUAAAAAAAAAACACCCCUUUUGAUGUAACUGUAUAUGACAGUAAAGUCUGUAAUAUUUUUGUAAGACAUUUUCUAUGUGGUUUCUAUCUUUACUUGUACAUCUAUUAGCUAUAAUUUCACAAUAAGCAAAGAUGAAGGAUAAAGAAAAGGAACUGUAUCUUGUCAUUGUUUCUGCAAGUAGACAAUUCUCACUUCCCUAUCUUAGUGUAAAAUGAAGAAACAAAUAAAAUUGAUUAAAAUAAA